GGCUGUUUGGUAUUGCUUGUGUAGCUAUGUCCGGUCGCGGAAAAGGCGGUAAAGGGCUGGGCAAAGGCGGUGCUAAGAGACAUCGUAAAGUCCUGCGGGAUAACAUCCAGGGUAUUACCAAGCCUGCGAUCCGCCGUCUGGCUCGCCGCGGCGGGGUAAAGCGCAUCUCGGGGCUGAUCUAUGAAGAGACCCGCGGGGUGCUGAAGGUUUUCCUGGAGAACGUGAUCCGCGAUGCGGUGACCUACACCGAGCACGCCAAGCGCAAAACCGUGACCGCCAUGGAUGUGGUCUACGCCCUGAAACGCCAGGGGCGCACCCUGUACGGCUUCGGGGGCUGAUUCAGUUUUUUAAAGCGAGAAACCAUGUUUAUUCAAUUCAAAGGCUCUUUUAAGGGCCACC
This is a messenger RNA of Chrysemys picta bellii (western painted turtle), 399 nucleotides long. RefSeq names its product histone H4. Gene Ontology annotation, molecular function: DNA binding; protein heterodimerization activity; structural constituent of chromatin. Gene Ontology annotation, cellular component: nucleosome. Gene Ontology annotation, biological process: nucleosome assembly. Lineage: Eukaryota; Metazoa; Chordata; Testudines; Emydidae. The record is from RefSeq and is a predicted model, not a curated record.